This is a messenger RNA of Paramormyrops kingsleyae, 6347 nucleotides long. RefSeq names its product SIK family kinase 3 (gene sik3). Gene Ontology annotation, cellular component: cytoplasm. NCBI's taxonomy places the organism in Eukaryota, Metazoa, Chordata, Actinopteri, Osteoglossiformes, Mormyridae. The record is from RefSeq and is a predicted model, not a curated record. Gene Ontology annotation, molecular function: ATP binding; tau-protein kinase activity. Gene Ontology annotation, biological process: intracellular signal transduction; protein phosphorylation; microtubule cytoskeleton organization.
GCGCGCUCCGCAAGGCUGCUUGUUGUUCCCGCAGAGAGGCAAGAAGAUGGCGGCUGUGUCGAGCGGAGGUGCUGCUGGAUCCACAGCGGCCGGGAUUACGCACUCUACUCGACCAGCCCCCGUAGGCAUGGGUGCCCAGGGCCGAUUACAGACCUCCAGCGGGAUCAGCCACCAUAAAUCCGCCACGGCUACCGGCUGCAUCACUGGUUCCAGCCACCUCCAGCCUAGCAGGCCCCCCCCAGUCCGAGUGGGCUACUAUGAGAUGGAGCGGACCAUCGGCAAGGGGAACUUUGCGGUGGUUAAACUCGCCACACAUAUGAUUACCAAAGCCAAGGUGGCCAUCAAGAUAGUAGACAAAACCCAGCUGGAUGACGAGAACCUGAAGAAGAUCUUCAGAGAGGUUCAGAUCAUGAAGAUGUUGAGGCACCCACAUAUCAUCCGACUGUACCAGGUGAUGGAGACAGAGAGGAUCAUCUACCUGGUGACGGAGUACGCCAGCGGGGGGGAGAUCUUCGAUCACCUGGUGGCCCACGGGCGCAUGGCGGAGAAGGAUGCGCGGCGGAAGUUCAAGCAGAUCGUGGCAGCCGUCCACUUCUGCCACUGUCGCAACAUCGUACACAGAGACCUCAAGGCUGAGAACCUGCUGCUGGACCACAACCUUAACAUCAAGAUCGCAGAUUUCGGUUUCAGCAACAUGUUCACGCGGGGCCAGCUGCUGAAGACGUGGUGUGGCAGCCCUCCAUACGCUGCACCGGAGCUCUUCGAGGGCAAGGAGUACGACGGUCCCAAGGUGGACAUCUGGAGCUUGGGCGUGGUCCUCUACGUGCUGGUCUGUGGAGCCCUGCCCUUCGAUGGCAGCACCCUGCAGAACCUGAGGGCCCGAGUUCUGAGCGGGAAGUUCCGCAUCCCCUUCUUCAUGUCCACGGACUGCGAGUACUUGAUCCGGCACAUGUUGGUUCUGGAUCCCAAUCGGCGCCUCUCCAUGGAGCAAAUCUGCAAGAACAAGUGGAUGAAGCAGGGGGACCCCGACCCCGAGUUCGAGAGGCUGAUAGCGGAGUGCGAGCAGGUGAAGUCGGAACGGGAGACGGAGCUCAUCAACGAGCAGGUGUUGAUGGCCAUGGAUGACAUGGGGUUCAAACGCGAGGAAACGCUUCAGUCACUCCAGACAGACGCCUAUGAUCACUGCAGCGCCAUCUACAGUCUGCUUUGCGAGCGGCUCAAAAAACACAAGACGUUGCACUUUAAGCCUCCUGGUCCACGGGGCUUACCCAUCCCCCUCAGCAAUGUGCAGAUGGAUGGCCCGAUCCUGACUGUCCCUCAUGUCCAAUUAAUCAACCCAGAAAACCAGAUUGUAGAGCCCAUCCGAAACAUGGCCCUGGACAGCGACGAAGGGGAGGAGCCCUCGCCGGAAGCCAUGGCACGAUACCUAUCCAUGCGGCGGCACACUGUGGGAGUGCCCGACCCCAGGUCCGACCCGCAGGAAGACCUCCCGAAGGACAUCGACCAUCUCCGCAUGGUCACCCCACCGCCCAUCCCUUUCGUUGCCUUCGGCAACAACCACAUGCUGGUGCCCCCGCAGAACCUGCAGCCCACACAGCAACUGGAGUACAAGGAACAGUCCCUCCUGCAACCCCCCACCCUACAGCUGCUCAACGGCAUGGGCCCAUUGGGCCGGAGGGCCUCAGACGGAGGCGCCAACAUCCAAGUGCACGCCCAGCUGCUGAAGAGGCCGCGCGGCCAGUCCCCGCUCGUCACCAGCCCUCACCCCAUUCCAGCAGUCGCCCCCGUGGAUGAGGAAGGCUCAGACGGGGAGCCAGACCAAGAGGCCGUGCAGAGAUACUUGGCGAACAGGUCCAAGCGGCACACGAUGCAUGUACCCCUGAGUACGGCGCCUACUGAGCCACCCCCAGACACGCAGAGGCCCCAGGGGGCCCGGCAGAGGGCCUGGGCCCAGGAGCAGCACUGCCGGUCUAGCUACAAGGACUGCAACACGCUACACCUGCCCAUGGAGAGGUUCUCCCCAGUGCGGCGCUUCUCUGAUGGGGCCACCUCCAUCCAGGCCUUCAAGGCACAGCUGGAGAACAACAGCAUCCUCCGGCAGAUCAAGCAGGAGUGUGAGCAGCUGCAGAAGUUGUACUCGGCGCCGCAGGAUGAGAAGUUCCUAGAACACACGCAGCAGCAGCAUGUCUUGUACCAGCAAGAGCAACAGAUCCUACACCAGCAGAUCCAGGGCCUGUCUUUGGGACACGGAGAGACGCAGCCCAGCCACCUCACUCACCAGCUCCAAAGGUUGCGUAUCCAGCCGUCAAGCCCCCCCCCAACACAUCCCAGCAAUCAUCUGUUCAGGCAGCCCAACCAGAGCCCCCCCCCUGGCAGUACAGGCAUGAUGCAGGGCCAUGGUGGGCCGUCUUCAGCGCAGUACCAGCAUGGUGCCAGCCUCUAUCAGACCCCUGGUGGUAGCCCCCCACCUACCAGCCUCCCUCGCAUGGCACUUCCCCAGCAACCCCCCGGCCUGCCCCGCAACGUUGGCAUGGCCCAGGCCGUCCCCCAGCAGCAAGUGACCAUUCAGGUUCAGGAGGCGGAGCUGGGGGGCGGGGCCCAGCGCCAGGGCUUCCUGAACACACCGUGCCACCGGGUGCUCGGGAAGCAGCUGAGCGCCGACAGUGCCGAGACCCACAGUCGCAGCCUGAGCAGGUUCAGCUACACCCCAGGCUACGACCCAGCCCAGUUCAGUCCUCACCUGCUCGGGGAGGCUGGGAGGGGGCCCACGGGGGGUGGGGUGGUGGGUGGGUAUAACCCCUACCUACAGGCCACUUCCCUGAAAGUGCCAGGGCUGGAGGCCUACCAGAGCGGCGGCUCGGCAGCAGCCGGGGGCUACGGCAGCCCAUCAGCCCUCCAGCAGGCCCUGCUGUCCCCCACGCCGCCCGAAUACCGGCCCUCGCAGCACGUCACGCCCACCCUGCAGGGCCUGCUCUCCCCCCGGCACUCCCUCAGCGGCCAUGCCGACCCCCGGCUGCCCCCGCAGGACUUAGCCGCCCUGCUGAAGCGCCAGACGCCCCGACCGGCCCCCCCGGCCGCCCCCGCCGCCCCUGCCACCCCCCAGGACUACAGCGACUUGCUGCUCCUGCGCCACCUGAGCCCGGGCGAGUCCCUGGAAGCCCCGGCCCCCCCUCAAUACCACCACCUGCUGCAGAUCCGACCCCCCGAGUGCCGGCCCCCGCCGCUGCCCCAUUCCGAGAGCAUGGAGGAGGACGAGCCGCCCGGCUACCACGAGGGCCUGCUGGCCAAGGCCGUGGCCUGCGGGGAGGGCCACGAGCUGCUGGCACCCCCACGGGACAGUACGCCUCCCUACAGCACCGGUCCGCACCGGCACCCUUACCUGCACACUGCCCCCGCAGCCAGAGACUCCCCUGGGAGCGACCACGUGGAGUGUCUGCCCUCAGGACAGGUCAUGGAGCUGCCCGACCACAAUGGCACCAGCUAUAUGACUCGGGCUGGUCAGGGCGAGGGGUACCGAGCUCGUGGGCCCCUGCAGCGGCACCAUACCAUCCAGACCUGCGACGACGCCUACGACCAGGCCGAGCCUAUGAGCGGAAUGAGCCUAUUGGCUGGGAAGGCGCUAAGCUCCGCCCGGAUGUCUGACAUCCUCAGCCAAUCGUCUCUCACAGGAAGCCAGCAGCUGCACCACAGGGAGGAAUCAGCGUGUGACGUAGAGGAUGAGUUUCACACAGCUGCCUGUUACCCCUCCUCCUGCACCAGCGAUAUGCUCCUCAGCCUGAAGCCCCCUGACCUGCAGUACAGCAUGGAGCAGGCGGGAGUCUAAUGCAGGAGAAUCCCCUGGUGUAUAAAGGUCCAUUUCAGCCACCUGUGUUGAGCAGCAUCAUGCCAAACCGCCAUUGUCUGUCUGGAAGGGGGGGGGGGUGCCGUGUCAAUUCAGGGGAGGGGAGAAGGAGUCCAUGAGAAACCAUGGAGGGCUGGGGGGAUAGAUGGGGGCUUGAUGGCACAGAGUGGUGGGGGCAUUGCCCCAGCAUUCCAUACAGCCACCCUGGGGGGGUGGCCCCCGGCUCUCUCCAUCCGCCCCUUCAUCCCAGGGGGGGCUGUCAUAUUCUGCCCUUGCUCCCCAUUCUCCCCUCCCACCUCACUUCCCACCCCCCACUGUUGACGCCAACCAGCUGAAGCGGCGGGUCGACACGGCCCCUCCUCUGCUCGUCACCGUGGCGACGUGCCGAAAUCAAAGAGGCGUUGACUCACGCAAGCAUACUGUACGCACUCACGCACGCAGGCACACACACCGACAGACAGACAGACAGACAGACAAGCACACCUCAGAGUAUUCACACCAGGCUUGUGCUUCUCCCUCCGCCCCACCUCCCCUACCUCCCCCCCGCCGUAUCCAAGUAGACCAUUCCGGAGCAGGCUGUGUGCUCAAGGCCUAUGGGGGCCCAGGCUGAGAGCAGCAUGUUCCAUGGGGGUGGCGGGGUGGUAAUGUGGGCAGGCCUUAGGGGUGAGGUUAAGGGGGGACGCCUCUCUCUCUUUCUCUGUCUCUGUCUCUGUCUCUGUCUCUCUCUCUCUCUCUCUCUAUCACUCUGCAAGAAUAGAAAAAAUACAGUUGCUGUCCAGUGACAAAGAGACCGCGAAACUUUCAUUUGUUCAGUCAUUCUUUUUCUGAUUUUUUUUUUUUAAAUAUGUUUUUACUGCUAAUGUUCAUGUAGGAAUUAUGAUCAUUAUUGUUACUAUUAUUGUUAUUACUGUUUUCCGUACAAAAAAAGUUUAUUGUUAUUAUGAUUAUAAUGAUAAUUAUUAAAGGAAAAAAAAACAUUCUGUGUUGCAAAGAAAGUGAACAUUUUUGUUAUGUUGACUUAUGUAAUUCUGCACUUUUGGUUCAAGCGAUUUCUCUCCCUCUCUCGCUCUGUCCUCCCAGCCUUUCUCUUUCUCUUUCUCCUUUCUCACCCUCUCCUCUCUCCACAUCUCCUUCCUUCUAGUCACCCCCCCCCUUCUCUGUCAUCCUCCUCUGUCUCAUGCACACUUAGGACCCCUCCAUCCCCGUUUUCCCCUCGUUCCCUCGUUGUGACAUGUGGAAUUGUGGGUAGUUGUCAACUGACUUUCUUUAUCUUGUACAGAAACGCCAUGUAUAGACCACAGUGGCAGUGUCUGUUUAUAUCAAAUUUGUUUGUGUCUGUGGGGGGGCAUUUUUUUUUGUUAUAUUAUUGAUAUUAUUUGUAUGUAUGUUUUUUUGUUUUUUUGCCUAAAGAGGAGAAUUUGAGGGGGAUGAGGCAAAAGAGAUCCUCUUCGUAAGAAUCCAUAAGUGAUAAUUGUUGUUCUUAAUGAUUUUUGUUGUCUUAAUUUGUAUUUUUUUUGACACUUGAAGUGGAGGGUGUAAUUCGUAAUCAUUUCAAUGAUCUCACUUGUUGAUAUCACUGGCGUGUGCAGGGCAGCGUUUCACCUGUUGUGGGGGGGGUGGGGCGUGUAUUAAAUGGGCUUGUUGUCUGGGUCGCGGUGUUUGAUGAUCAUGAUGAUGAGAACCAAUCAAGAUCGUGGUCCAUGGUAGACUGUUAAGACCUGCCCACCUGCCUGGCUCUCUCCUCUUCCCCCACUGGUGAACUUGGUCUAGUAAUCGUUCCACCCUCCCGCCCCCGGGUCCCAGCCCUUAUACCUGUAAGUCAGCUUGUCAUUUUUUCCAUUACCCGAAAGAUGGACUGCCGACUUUUGCUCAAAAAUCGCAGAGGACUGUCAGGCUAAGACACGCCCCCUCGUCCCUCCUGCCUGCGCGGCUCUGCUCCUGUGACGAGGGCCCGCCUCCCAAACUGUGUCGCCAAACUGGUAGGCCUUCGCUCGGCUCCCCUCUCCGCCAUGGCCGCGUCUCCCCCCAGCCCAGCCCGGCUACGCCGUCACCUCUCCUGCUCGCUGGUGUGUCCCGUACAAACUGGAACCCUCUGGAAGAUGGGCAUCCCCGCGAAGGGACACUGGAAGCUGAGCAUUCAUCCACGUCCGCUAUCCAGUGCGCAGCUGCUGUACACCAGGUGGUGCCAGCCCUGUAUUUCAGAAUGGCCUAGGGGGUGGGAUUUGAACCAAGCCUUUGUCAGGUUCUCCUCGUCUGGGCUACCCCCACCUCGCCUUCUGAUUCGUUCCUUUUGUCCCUGGGGGGGCGUGUAUGUACCCUGUCUACCCCCCCCCCCCCCUUCUGCACCCGCUCUGUUUCUCGUUCUGUGUUUUGUAUGAUGUCCCCCCCCAUAUUCUUCAUUAUUUUUGUUUUGUUUCGUUGAACUACGAAAAUACUGAAGUGCGACAAAAAUACCAACCAAACUAAGAUUAAUAAAUAUAUAUAAAUAAAGUAAUAAUUGAAAAAG